AGUGUGCAGGCUCUCCCGGUUGACUAUGAGAUUGAGUACAUCUGCAGGGGAAACCGUGUGAUUGUGGGACCCAAGGUCAGGAAAUGUUUGCCCAAUAACACUUGGACUGACCUGACCCAACAAAGUAGAUGCUUGUUGUUAUGUGCUCGGAUGUGGAUGUCUUUGGAAAAUGGUCAAGUGGCUUCUUGGCCCAUGGGGCCCCCAGUGGAGGGGACCGUGCUGCGCUAUAGCUGCCUCCCUGGCUUCGUCUUGAUGGGCCGAAACGCAACACAGUGCAAUAAGUUGGGCAAGUGGGAUACGCCCAAACCAGUGUGCCACUAUGAUCGGAAUUUCAAAGCUCUAGGCAAGAAGAAGCUCUACAUUGGCGCUCUCUUUCCCAUGAGUGGAGGCUGGCCUGGAGGACAAGCCUGCCUCCCUGCCGCUAAGAUGGCCCUGGCUCUGGUGAAUGAAAGGACCGAUAUACUGCCAGACUAUGAACUGGAGCUCAUUCAUUAUGACAGUAUGUGUGAUCCCGGAGAAGCCACCAAGCUGCUUUAUGACCUUCUGUACACCGAACCCAUCAAAAUUGUUCUGAUGCCAGGUUGCAGUUCCGUGUCAACAUUGGUGGCAGAGGCAGCUCGCAUGUGGAACCUCAUAGUGCUGUCCUACGGGUCCAGUUCCCCAGCUCUGUCCAAUCGCCAGCGCUUUCCUACUUUCUUUCGCACUCAUCCAUCUGCUACGCUGCACAACCCCACUCGAGUGCAACUAUUCCAAAAGUGGAAAUGGACCAAGAUUGCAACCAUUCAGCAGACAACGGAAGUUUUUACAUCGACCCUGGAUGAUCUAGAAGAGAGGGUGAAGGAAGCUGGGAUUGAAAUCAGCGUUCGCCAAAGCUUCCUGAGUGACCCUGCUGUGGCUGUAAAAAACCUCAAGCGUCAAGAUGCCCGAAUCAUUGUUGGCCUCUUCUAUGAGACUGAAGCCAGGAAGGUCUUUUGUGAGGUCUACAAGGAAAAGCUGUAUGGAAAGAAAUACGUGUGGUUCCUCAUUGGCUGGUACGCAGACAACUGGUUUAAAAUUAAGGACCCUUCCAUCAACUGUACAGUGGAGCAAAUGGCAGAAGCUGUGGAAGGUCAUGUGACCACUGAGAUCGUCAUGCUCAAUCCAGAAACUGUGCGAGGAGCUUCCAACCUGACCUCCCAGGACUUUCUGGACCAGCUGAUGUCAAAACUCGGGGGUAAAAACGCAGAAGACACAGGAGGUUUUCAAGAAGCCCCUCUAGCCUACGACGCUGUGUGGGCUCUCGCUCUCGCUCUCAACAAGACUGUGGGACCUCUGAAGGCCAAAGGUCACCGUCUGGAAGAUUUCAAUUACAACAACCGAGAUAUCACCGCUGAAAUCUACAGAGCUCUCAACACCAGCUCCUUUGAAGGAGUUUCAGGUCAUGUAAUAUUUGAUGCUCAAGGUUCUCGGAUGGCCUGGACUCUAAUUGAACAGCUUCAAGGGGGAAGCUAUAAGAAGAUUGGAUACUACGACAGCAGUAAAGGCAAUCUGUCCUGGUACGGGAAUGACAAAUGGAUUGGCUCUGGACCCCCAGCAGACCAAACAAUGGUCAUCGAGGAGUUCCGCUAUCUGUCACAGAAGCUAUUUGUCUCCAUGUCUGUGUUGGCUGGUUUGGGAAUCUUGCUGGGCGUCAUCUGCCUCACCUUCAACAUCUACAACAGCAGUGUCAGGUAUAUUCAGAACUCCCAGCCCUACCUGAACAACAUGACAGCCGUGGGCUGCAUGAUGUCUCUCGCUGCUGUCUUCCCUCUGGGCAUUGAUGGCCUUCAUGUCCACAGGAAACAUUUCCCUGUCGUCUGCCAGUUCCGCUUGUGGCUGCUUGGUCUGGGUUUCAGCCUUGCGUACGGCAGCAUGUUUACCAAGAUCUGGUGGGUUCAUACCGUCUUCACCAAGAAGGAUGAGAAGAAGGAUAAGAAAAAGCACCUGGAGCCCUGGAAGCUCUGUGCCACUGUUGGCGCCCUGCUUGGCAUCGAUUUCUUGUCUCUCAUCAUCUGGCAGAUUGUGGAUCCUUUGCAUAUCACUGUGGAGAAAUUCACCCGAGAAGCCCCAAAAGGAGACCAGGAUGUUUUGAUCCAACCAUUAUUGGAGCACUGCAGCUCUGAAAAGAUGAACACCUGGCUGGGUGUGGUGUACGGGUAUAAAGGCUUGCUGCUGCUGCUUGGCAUCUUCCUGGCUUACGAGACAAAGUCAAUAUCCACGGAGAAAAUCAAUGACCACCGGGCUGUGGGCAUGGCUAUCUACAACGUUGCUGUGCUAUGUUUGAUCACAGCCCCCGUCACCAUGAUCCUGUCUUCUCAGCAGGAUGCCGCCUUUGCCUUCGCCUCCCUGGCCAUUGUCUUCUCGGUCUACAUCACCCUGGUGGUUCUGUUUGUUCCCAAGAUGCGACGUCUGAUCACUCGAGGUGAGUGGCAGUCAGACGCCCAAGAGACCAUGAAGACUGGCUCGUCAAUGAACAACAACGAUGAAGAGAAAUCCCGACAGUUGGAGAGAGAGAACCAGGAGCUCCAGAAGAUCAUUCAAGAAAAAGAAGAACGUGUAUCCGAGCUUAGGAACCAGCUCUCUGAGCGACAAGCCCUACGUUCAAGAAGAAGACCAUCCACUGUCACCAAUCAAAACCACAGCACCCCUGCACUCACCAUCCCCCAGACCAACCCCAGAACUCUGGCCCAUCCGCCAGGUUACCCUGCACCCACUUCUGAUCUGCAUGCGGUCCCUCCGUCUUUUGGCAACUCAUCCAGCCUAUACCAGCCUGACAACAAAAUUGGCCGCAAUAACUGUCAUACCAGCCGGCUGCAGAUGCUCUACAAGUGAAGUGAACUGAGGGGAUGACUUCAAGCAUGAGCGCUUUUAUGACAUUCAUACUUGUGGAUGGACAGAAUAAGGUACAACACUUUUAAAAGAUUGUUAAGUGAAUAUCUGGAGGGACAGUAGACAUUAAAAAGAGAUGUACAUGCAUUUGUUACAAUUUUGCAUCCGACAUACGCUAAUGAUGUUGAAAAAAUUACUCAAAUUUGACUGUUUGCUGAGUUUACCUUUCUAAAAGGGCCCCUGUAUUAUUGACAACAUUGGCACUUAUAUCAUAAAUCAGUAUGUCUACAGGUAAAAAUCCCCCCCAAAAUGGACAAAGUAGUGAUUUUAGUGUUACAUUAGUGCUCUUCGAAGUGGAGGGGGUGACCCCAAAAUGCAAGGAUCAGCAGUUAGAAGUGUAUUUAAGUCCAAAUGUUCAAAAACACGAAUAGAGUGCAGAAAUAGAGUGCACAGAACAGCACAGGAGAAACUGUGCAUGAAAAAAGGUAAGCUUAACAGAGAACAUACAACAAAAGAAAAUACCAAAACUAUCAUCACAAAUACUUCUGACCGCAGGGAUAAAACCCGAGUACUGGUAUUUUUUGGUACCGGUUCCUAAUUAGGCUGGUCCAUGAGCACCGUGAAGAUUCUGCACUAAGGAGACUGCUAUCGGUAGGUUUUUAUCCAGCUGAUCGACAUAAUUGUGACAUGCUGACACAUUUAGUUCAGCUGCUGCUGCUACACAUUAAAAUCAGCUUUAGAGAACGACAAAGAAGAAAGCCACACCACACAAAAGUUUAUAACACAUCAAUAUUCCCGCCUCAAAAGUUCCCCAAAGUCACGCAAGCUGUUUCAGUUUGAAGUGAACGCACUUUACUCAUGACGAGUCACAACCCCGUUUUAUCAACCGUCCUCCUAGCGGUCCUUUAAUCCACAAACCAAUAUCAAUCCACUCAAAAAGUGAAAAAUUGAGGUAAUGUAAUAAUCCAUAAAGUUGCUUUGAAGCAAGAUAGCAUCCGCUGUGACUGACUGGUCUCUGGUUGCUGUCUGACGUCAAUCCAUUGUGCCGCGUUUGCGUGUCAUUAAACACAUCUUGCUUAAAUGUGUUUCAGUUAGGUCUGUCUCAUAACUACAAACUGGACGACCUAGCAUUAUAAUUGCUCACAGUCUUUUUAUUUAUAUAAUACGCACAUACAUCGGUAGCUGCCAACACUCAGUAUGGCUUCCGGUCCGUCACUCAAAUACGUGCAGCACAAACACAAACAACAAUUCCUAUUGUUACAAAGUGCACACCCACAUAACAUGCUAAUUGAUCGUAUUGAUUUAUAUUAUUUAUUAUUUGCACAUGAAUGCCAUAUAUGAAUAUUAUUUCCAGCUGAGUGUAAUUGUAAUGAAUAGACACACAGUGAUGGAUCUGUGUGGUCUUUACAAGAUGACAUCAUUUCAUUUCACAGUUUCCCACCUAGGUCUUCAGUGAUGUCCGACUUCAAUGGUUAUCUCUUAAAAUACCAUAAUUGAUGUCACCACAUGACCAUUGCUAGAGAAAUACUAUACAGACACACAUUUACGCACUGCUGGCCUUUGAUUCACCUCAACAGUGUACAAAAUUGGUUAUUUUCUGGGGCAUUUAAAAAUCAAUAAACCCGCAUCAGCAAUUAAAACAUAUCUUAUGUGGUACUGUCAAAAUUAAAAUUGCAAAAAACAUAUUAACCGUGAAAAAAUAAAGAAAUAAAAUAUUUGAACUCGCAAUUUGUAGAACCCAUUUGACGCCGUAUAAGCC
Molecule: messenger RNA, 4606 nt
Organism: Entelurus aequoreus (snake pipefish)
Lineage: Eukaryota; Metazoa; Chordata; Actinopteri; Syngnathiformes; Syngnathidae
Product: gamma-aminobutyric acid type B receptor subunit 1-like
Exons: 21
Coding region: 151-2850 (899 amino acids)
Biological process (GO): gamma-aminobutyric acid signaling pathway; G protein-coupled receptor signaling pathway
Cellular component (GO): G protein-coupled receptor heterodimeric complex; membrane
Molecular function (GO): G protein-coupled GABA receptor activity
Source: RefSeq, a predicted model, not a curated record